Molecule: messenger RNA, 1338 nt
Organism: Hyphopichia burtonii NRRL Y-1933
Lineage: Eukaryota; Fungi; Ascomycota; Pichiomycetes; Serinales; Debaryomycetaceae
Product: MFS general substrate transporter
Exons: 1
Coding region: 48-1295 (415 amino acids)
Biological process (GO): pantothenate import across plasma membrane
Cellular component (GO): plasma membrane
Molecular function (GO): pantothenate transmembrane transporter activity
Source: RefSeq, a predicted model, not a curated record
CUUUUGUUAGUUUAACCUUUUUCAUUAAGUAUUUGGAAUACUCAUCAAUGCAGUAUGCUUAUACUGCAGGUCUUAAAGAAGCUUUCCAUUUAUCGGGUACUGAUUAUAACUGGAUCGAUAAUGGAUACUAUAUUUGUUAUGCCGUAGGUGGUUUACUUGGGGUACUUUUAACGGCUUAUUUCCCUCCAAGAAUUGUUUUCCCAUCCUUUGAGUUAUCAUGGGUUGUUUUCACCAUUUUGAAUUGUAUUGCUCAUGAUUUCACCAGUCAACUUGUUUUAAGGUGUUUCCAAGGUGGUCUUGCCGGUAUGGCUUUUCCUUCAAUCAGUUACAUCUUGGGUACUUUCUAUCCUCCAGAGUUAUUAUCAAGUAGAACCAGUAUCUUUAUAUUUGCUGGUUGUGUUGGACCAAUCAUAGGAGGUAUUAUUCAAUCUGGUUUAUAUGGAGCUUUAGAAGGUAAACAUAUUGGAAUUCCAGCUUUUAAAAUGGCUCAGGUUGUUGAUGGGUUGAUCGGUUUACCGGUUGCAAUCUCUGGGUUCUUUGUAAUUCCUCCGGUUACCGGGGAUAAAGGUAAUUUUUAUUUAAGUCGUGAAGAUAUUCAACACUUAUUUAAACGUACCGAACAAUCUUCUGAACAAACUCAUAAUAAAUUUAAUUUAAAGUUCAUUUGGAGUGUCCUUACUUCGUGGCAAUUAUGGUUAUUUUGUCUUCUUUUCAGUGCUGAACAAAUUGCUGAAUAUGCUGCAUCGUUCCAAUCGAUUGUCUUACAAUCACAAGGCUAUAGUGUUUAUCAGUGUAACAACUUGCCAACUAUUCAAUCGGGUGUUAAAGCAGUGGCUACUCUUGCUGCUGGAGUCUUAAUUGAAUUAAAAGGUAAACGGUUCGAAGUUUACCUAUUGAUCUGUGCUAUAUGGAUAACUGGUUUAGCCAUAUUAGUGAAAUAUGAUGUUGCCCGUAUUGCUCAAUUCAUCGGCUAUGCUCUAACUGGAGUUUGCUCACCGGUAAGUGCUAUUCUUCUUAGUUGGGCUAAUACAGCAUCUCGUAAUAGAGGUGCUGGUUUUAGAGCUUUUGUUUUAGGUUCUUUAAAUAUCGCUGCUCAAAUUUGUCUUACCCCAAUUGGAGUAAUCAUUUUUGAUACCAGUUUGGCUCCUCGAUUCACUACUGGUAUGAGACUUGGUUUGGCAAUGGUGGUAUUACAAGUCUUUGGGGCCUGUGCCCUUCUUUGGUGUGAUCGUUACGAACGUAGAUUGGCUGAUCUAAUAGAUGAACUGUCUACCGAAUUGGAUGAAAAAUUAUAACUUUGCAUAUUUUAUAUAAAACCAAUGGACUCUUCAAGUAUAG